This is a messenger RNA of Schistocerca nitens (vagrant locust), 1648 nucleotides long. RefSeq lists its product as uncharacterized. The transcript has 3 exons. Lineage: Eukaryota; Metazoa; Arthropoda; Insecta; Orthoptera; Acrididae. The record is from RefSeq and is a predicted model, not a curated record. Bases 177 to 1226 code for a protein of 349 amino acids.
GAGUUUGCAACACUGACUGUGUAGCUCUUUACAGUCAGGAGUGAACCUCCUUGCAUAGUUAAUAGUAACAUUUGAACGUUAGUGUUGGUGUAUAGCGGUGUGUUUAAUCGUAAUUUGCAAUUGUUUUUCUACCACUUUCAUUCUCAUUGGGGUUUGUUUCAGAGUUUUGUAGACACAUGGAAUCCCGAAGGGGAUUAUGUGAAUUGUGUGGUGGAACUUUUAAGCACAGGAAGAGCUUAUACAGACAUAUAGUGAAAUUUCACAUGGAUGUAAAAAGAAAUCAGGGUAAAGAGACUUGUAACAUUUGUCACAGGAAUUUUUGGAAUGUGGCAGCACGAGAUCGCCACUUCAGGACGCACAAUACAUCAUUCGGAAAGGUGUCAUGCACAGAAUGCAAUGAUUUUAAAUGCCGUUUCAUGCGAGACUUAAGAAGCCAUCUAGAAUGUCAGCAUGGAAUUAAGAUUGAAAGAGAAGAAAUGGAGUUUGAUUCCAUGGAACAGUUCCUUCAGUGGAAAGAAAAGAUGGAAGGCGAAAAAAGAGUUUCAUUCAUAAAGCAACGUGGUGGCACACUAAACACGCAGAAGUCUAAAAUUUAUUAUUUGUGCCACCGUUCCGGAAAUUUCAAAACAGUGGGUUUGGGGCAAAGGUUGGCUGGUCCCUCGGUCAAAAUUGGUCGCACAUGUCCUGCCUCUUUGAUAGCGACGAAGAUGCCAUCAGGCAAAGUCAGUGUCCAGUUCUAUGCCACACACACAGGCCACAGCUUCUCUAUGGGUUCUCUGCAUCUCACUCCUGCUGACAGAGCAAUGGUUGCUGACUUAAUUGCAAGUGGUCUAUCAGAUGCUGAAAUUUUAAAGAAAAUAAGAGAUGGUGCACAUGAAAGCAGCUUAAAAAGGGUACACAUGUUAAAAAGGAAAGACAUUUAUAACAUCAAAAAACAAUAUAAAUUGGACAUCCCUUUAGAUAAGAAUGUAGCAGUUAAUGUGAAACAGGAGUCAUCGGUUGUCAACACUGAUAACUUGCAAGCUGCAGCACAGGACAGAUGUGAGCUGUUAAAAGAAAUGAUGGCAAGUGUUGACGAUGAAAAUAUUAGUCAGUAUAUUGAGUCACUGGACAGACUAAUAGAGGAAGCCAGUGUAACUGUUGCAUCACAGGAAGAGGACUCUAUUGGCAGACAAGAAUAUAUUGACCCUAAACAUGGCCAUGUAAUGGCAAUCAUUUAUAUUUAAUGCUUUUGUUGGAAUGUUAAUAGUACAUGUAUUUGAAAGGAAGUUUUAAUUUUUUUUUCCUGCCCUCUCUAUGCCCAGCCAGUUGUCAACACGAAUUUAAUAUGAUAAUGUCACCAAAAUAUUUAAAAACAAAGAAACACAACAUUCACAGUGUCUGUAUUCAGUUUUCCAGAUUAUGUUCAUUUAAGUUAUUAUUUAGUAACUCACUAGACAUGCAAAACAAGAGAGAAGUUUACAUUCAGCAGUUGUCUUGUGUACUGAAGUUUAGAACUUAAUGUGUUUCUUUGCAUAAUGUGGCUUUAACAUUUAUAUUUGCUUUAAGCUGAUGCAAAUACAUUAUCAAACCAGUUUGUGCUCCCUAUUACAGAGAGUCAGUGCAUCUUAAGCAUAGUCUAUCAUAAAUAAAUGAAUGUUCAUAGAAA